Monopterus albus (swamp eel) is the source of this 4189-nucleotide messenger RNA. RefSeq names its product multiple C2 domains, transmembrane 1a (gene mctp1a). Bases 365 to 3184 code for a protein of 939 amino acids. Gene Ontology annotation, biological process: regulation of neurotransmitter secretion. Gene Ontology annotation, molecular function: calcium ion binding. Lineage: Eukaryota; Metazoa; Chordata; Actinopteri; Synbranchiformes; Synbranchidae. The record is from RefSeq and is a predicted model, not a curated record. Gene Ontology annotation, cellular component: synaptic vesicle membrane. The transcript has 23 exons.
AGCAGGAACGAAAAACCGACAACUAGGCCGUGCAUUUACCAAGCAUUUUUAUGUAAUUUUCAGAAGUCACUGCAUGUGCUCCAACUUCACCACUGACGUGAUAAAAAUCUUAAAUAGAUUAGGCUGGUGCGUGCCACCUAACAAGCGUGCUGCAGAGUGUGUCAUAAAAUUUACAGCGCUGCCUGUACAGGCAUUCUACAAGGUUCUUUGGAGAAACUAGUACCCCUUUCCUCACUACACUGCGCGUCUCCUUGUUGGCGCUCUAAACUGAUUAUCAGUGGAAGUGCUCCCGAGCUGCAGUAGUCCGACUGUGACAUCCUUCCACUACAGUGUGCUCAGGCUGGCUGGCUGCUGCACAGGCACCAUGGACCAAAAAUCACCUAAAGAUGAGAGCAGCGCUAAAGGACAGGAGUCUCUGUCCUACCAGCGGAGAAUGUGGAAGAAUUUCCAGGAGAAAACCAAGCCUUGGCUGAGUCCUAAACUGGGAUCGGAGCGUCGCGGUGCCGGGGGCGCGGAGGGCAGCAAAAAGGAAUCGGGGCUAUGGAUGUUCAAAAGAAAAAAGAAACAGUUGGACCGGGUGUUUUCGUCGUCUCAGCCAAAUCUGUGCUGCUCUACGCCGGCACCUUUUGAAGGAGAUGGUUGUCUUGGAAGCGACUCGGUCCCCGGGACCAGCACAGUCGGGCAGCCCCUUGGCGCAGCAUCUGGAACCACAGGGAGCAAGCCUGAGCUGACGGCGCACGGAAGCCCCAAACUCCCCGUGUCCCAGCUGAUCAUGUACCAGCAGAAGAGCUCCUCUCUUGGUUCGGCGUGCUUCGAAAAACUGGUGGUGAACCCGGCCGCGGAGGUGAAAGAGGAGGAGCAGCUGCGUAAAAACGCAAGUGAUUCUGGCAUCAACAUAGUGGGGCCCAGUAAUGCAGAGCUCCCACCUCGACCUGCCAGUCCAGCCAUGUACCAGCUGGAUAUUGUCCUGAAGAGAGGGAGCAACCUGGCUAUAAGAGAUCGGACAGGGACCAGUGACCCAUAUGUGAAGUUUAAGAUUGCAGGGAAGGAGGUAUUCAGAAGUAAGACCAUCUAUAAGAACCUCAACCCCGUGUGGGAAGAGAGAGUAAGACUACAUGUGGAAUCCCUGAGAGACCCUCUGUAUGUCAAGGUUUUUGAUUAUGACUUUGGACUUCAGGAUGAUUUCAUGGGCUCAGCAUAUCUCUACCUGGAGUCACUGGAACACCAGAGGACACUGGAUGUGGUGUUGAACCUGAAGGAUCCACAGUACCCUGAACAUAACCUAGGCACUCUGGACCUUGCUAUCACUCUGACACCAAAGGAGGGAGAUGUGAGAGAUGCAACCAUGCUUUUGAGAAGGAGCUGGAAACGAUCUUGUAAGUACCAGAGCAUGCGUCUGUCAGAAGUGCACAAAAAAGCCCAGCUGUGGCGAGGUAUAGUGAGCAUCAGUCUGAUAGAAGGUCAUGGCCUGAAGCCCAUGGAUGCCAACGGCCUCAGCGACCCUUAUGUCAAAUUCAAAAUGGGCUACCAGAAGUACAAGAGCAAGACAAUUCCCAAAACGCUGAACCCCCAGUGGAGAGAACAGUUUGAUUUCCACCUGUAUGAUGAGAACGGAGGCUAUGUGGACAUAACAGUCUGGGACAAAGAUGCUGGCAAGAAGGACGACUUCAUGGGAAGGUGUACCAUUGACCUGUCGCUUCUCAGUAAAGAACACACACACAAGCUGGACCUGCCACUGGAGGAGGGUGAAGGUGUGCUGGUGCUGUUGGUUACACUCACUGCUUCUGCCGCUGUUUCCAUCUCAGACCUGUCAGUCAACAUGCUGGACGACCCGCAUGAGACGCACCAAAUCAUGCAGAGAUAUAGCCUGUGGAGGUCGUUCCACAACCUGAAAGAUGUCGGAUUGGUGCAGGUAAAGGUCAUCAGGGCGGAGGGACUGAUGGCGGCAGAUGUCACAGGUAAGAGUGACCCAUUCUGUGUGGUGGAGCUGAGUAAUGAUCGGCUGCAGACGCAUACUGUUUACAAAAACCUCAACCCGGAGUGGAACAAGGUCUUCACUUUUAACGUGAAGGACAUCCACUCGGUACUCGAGGUCACUGUGUACGACGAGGACCGAGACAGAAGUGCAGACUUCCUGGGGAAAGUGGCUAUUCCUUUACUAAAUAUCCAAAAUGGAGAACGCAAAGCCUACGCCUUGAAAAGCAAGGAGCUGACAGGGCCAACAAAAGGGGUCAUCUUUCUCGAAAUAGACGUGAUUUUUAAUGCUGUGAAGGCUGGUCUCAGGACGUUGAUUCCCAUUGAGCAGAAGUAUAUAGAGGAGGAGCCCAGAGUGUCCAAGCAGCUGCUGUUGCGCAACUUCAACCGAGUUAAGCGCUGCAUCAUGUUCCUGAUCAACACAGGUUGCUACAUCAACAGCUGCUUUGAAUGGGACUCUCCACAGAGGAGCAUCUGUGCUUUUGUGCUUUUUAUCAUCGUUGUUUGGAAUUUUGAAGUCUAUAUGAUUCCUCUGACUCUGCUGCUGCCCUUGGCCUGGAACUACAUCCUCAUUGCAUUGGGGAAGGAUACUAGGCAAGAUGUGCAAGCAGUGGAGGACCUUAUGGAGGACGAGGAUGAGGAUUUUGACAAAGAUGACAAGGACCCUAAACCAGGCCCAUGGGAGGAGAGCUGUGAUAACAGCCAUAUCCUUGAGGAUAUGUUGGCUUCCUGGCGCUUUGAGUGGAUACGAACGAUGGUGGAGACGAACUACUUAAAUGGUCGACAUAAAAGCACUCCUUGCUGCCAAAAAAUACCAUUUGACUCGGAGAAAAAGAGCUUCAUGAACAAGCUUUAUGCCAUUCAGGACGUGUGCAUCAGCGUGCAGAAUGCACUGGAUGAUGUGGCCUCCUAUGGCGAGAGGAUAAAGAAUACAUUUAACUGGACUGUGCCUUUCUUAAGUUGGCUGGCCAUCGUGGCUCUUGGAGUGGCCACCGUCAUCAUGUACUUCAUCCCUCUACGAUAUAUUCUGUUGGCCUGGGGGGUGAAUAAAUUCACCAAAAAGCUACGAGACCCAUACACCAUUGACAACAACGAGCUGCUAGACUUUCUGUCCAGAGUGCCCUCAGAUGUACAAGUGGUGCAGUACAGAGAGCUGAAACUGGAUCCCAAUCCCAGUCCAAAUAAAAGGAAGAAAAACAACCCCGGGUAGAUGACUGUGUCCGCCCACCAACUCCUCUCUUCUGUCGGUCCGUUACUGGGCGCCGAGGAGCAGAGGAAGACGGCUCUGGACCAGCUUGGCUCAACUAUCCUUCCUUUUUUCCUGUUUUCUUGUCUUGAGCGUUUUUUCUGUCUUAAAUUACUCAUGAUAUACAGUACAGUUUCCUGAAGUGUAAUUUUUGUAUAAAACAAGACCAGAAAUCUCUUCAGUUAUUCUCAUCACCAUUGAUUGAUUUUAAAGAUGAGUGGGAAGGAUGGAUAGGAUGACCUUUUUUAUCAGCCGUGUGUGCCACAGUCCUUGUUUCUACUCUCCAUCACUCUGACAGCUCAGAGGACUGUCCCUUUGCUUACCACAAGUGUCACACAAUGAGUAAAAUUAGUUUUAACAAUUAUAUCAUUAUGCACAUUUUUAGUACAUUUGUGUUUAUCAAAAUACAAGCCUUAUACUAACUCUCUAUUAUCACUGCAAUAGAAUCGGUUUUAGCUCAUAUUGUAAUUAUUAAAUGAUGUUGGUAAUAUGUUUAUAUUUUUAAAUUGCUUUUGUACUGAAGAAUACACCCCCCCCCAUUUAAUUUGAUGUGGUAAUGAUGUUAUGUUCACUGGCAGUAUUUGGAUAGUCUCCCCUUAACGCAGCCAGCCAGGUUGAUUAGCAAUUAUGGUGGUAGCCUCCAGAUAUGUCCUUCUACCCAGACACAAAAGGGGACCAACUGGCUGAAGACAGGUGAUGGUAUCUGUAUUUUCAAUACAGUAGCCAACAUAGUGGACAUUAGCUUGGCAUUAAUUUUAAAUAAAAGUGGAUCUUUCUUUAAAAAAGAAACCCACUGUGAUUACAUUAUCACUAUUAAAUAGUACUCAGUGGGGAAAAAAGAACAAUUAAGUAUUAGACAGUUGGUGUAAAGCUCCAAACAGUUAUCACUAUUACAGUUUUUUUGCUGUUGCUAACAAGCAUUAACCAAUACUUAAAAUACUUCUUCUAAACUCUUAACACAGCAACACA